Messenger RNA from Tuber melanosporum (Perigord truffle), 753 nucleotides. RefSeq lists its product as uncharacterized. The coding region runs from base 418 to 621 and encodes 67 amino acids. The record is from RefSeq and is a predicted model, not a curated record. Lineage: Eukaryota; Fungi; Ascomycota; Pezizomycetes; Pezizales; Tuberaceae. The transcript has a single exon.
GUUUCCACCACUUCUAGGAAUUUUUAGUCUCAUACGAUACAUUGCUUAUUGAGGUUUAAUAAAAAUAAACCUAACCUUAAAAAGAACCUGCAGCGGACAAAUUUAAAAAUUGACAAUACCCCAUCAAACAAAACUAUUUAUGCGGAAUAUAAAUAAAAAUGAAUUUUGGUUCAAUUCCAAAUGAUUAGUUAUGUUAUUUAUUAGAAGCACUAUUUUAUUUUUAAUCAACGCGGUCACUUUGAGGCCAGUAAUUAAAUUCUUUUUUAGGAUAUCUUCUCUUGAAUAAUAAAUACAUGAGAAGGGAUAUAUGAAGGUUUAUUCCAAUCAUCCUUUACAAUAUAUAGCUUUGUGUUAGUAUUAUUAUUAAUAGCUAUAACAUUCUUAAUAAAUAUUUACCCCAGACGUUUACAAGAACCAAUGGGACUGACAUUAAAUAAAAUAUCUUAUUUAGUUUUAACCAAUAUAUUAAUUAUUCUUUUAGGGUCUUUAUUGGUUAUAUUUUGGGUUAAUAGCUUUGCCUACGAUCCUUCUUUAUUCUCUUUGCUUGUACCUAUUUUAAGUCCUAUUAAGAGUUACACAAAUAUCCUAGAAAAUAAAAAUAAAGCGGGUGUUUAUAUGUGAGAAAACUCAAUUAAUAAGAAAAUUUAUAUAGGUUCUGCAGUAGAUCUCUCAAAUAGGCUUUCUUCUUAUUAUUCUACAACUUAUAUGGAGGAUGCGUUAAAAAGAGGUCUUAGUCAUAUCUACUAGAAAUCU